AGCGCCAAGCUAUAGAGAGAGCUGGGCACUGAGCGGUUGCCAUGGCCCUGGGAUCUGCUGCACUGUUCAUCUUGACCCUGUGUAUCAAAGAGCUGAACAUCCAUGCCGAGGACACCUGCCCAGAAAUGAAGGUCCUGGAUCUGGAGGGCUCCAACAAGCUCACCAUCCUUCAAGGCUGCCCUGGCUUUCCUGGAGCCCCAGGGCCCAAGGGAGAGGCAGGCGCCAAAGGAGAUAGAGGAGAGAGCGGCCUUCCUGGACAUCCUGGGAAGGCAGGACCAACUGGACCCAAAGGAGACCGAGGAGAGAAGGGAGCACGUGGGGAAAAAGGAGACACCGGGCCCUCUCAGUCAUGUGCUACAGGACCUCGGACCUGCAAGGAGUUGCUCACCCGGGGCCACUUUCUCACUGGCUGGUAUACCAUCUACCUGCCAGACUGCAGGCCCCUGACUGUGCUGUGUGAUAUGGACACAGAUGGUGGAGGCUGGACUGUCUUCCAGAGGAGGAUCGACGGCUCUGUGGACUUCUUCCGGGACUGGACCUCAUACAAGCAGGGCUUUGGCAGCCAGCUGGGGGAGUUCUGGCUGGGGAAUGACAACAUCCACGCUCUAACCGCCCAGGGAACUAGUGAGCUGCGGGUGGAUCUCACAGACUUCGACGGCAAGCAUGACUUCGCCAAGUACAGCUCCUUCCGGAUCCAGGGAGAGACCGAGAAAUACAAGCUUCUCCUGGGAGACUUCCUUGGCGGUGGUGCUGGCGACUCCCUGACUUACCAGAAGAACCAGUUCUUCUCCACCAAAGAUCAAGACAACGACCUGACUUCUUACAGCUGUGCCAUGCGUUACCAGGGAGCCUGGUGGUACUCUGAGUGCCACAAUUCCAACCUGAAUGGCCUCUACCUUAGGGGACCCCAUAAGAGCUAUGCAAAUGGUAUCAACUGGAAGUCUUGGAGAGGGUACAACUACAGCUGCAAGGUUUCUGAGAUGAAGGUGCGCCUCAUCUAGCUCCCCACACAGGGAGUACCCAUCCCAGCAUACCAGCAACAGGAGUCUUCUGUCUUCACUACCAGCUAAGGAAGGAGUGUGCUCACCCCAUUGCCCACACUCCACACAGCCAAUGACCUCUGACCCGGCUUUCUUCACAUACCUAUAUUCUCACCACAAAGGAAAAAUUGUAUUUCCAAAAAUUGCUUGUUCUCUGACA
Messenger RNA from Apodemus sylvaticus (European woodmouse), 1200 nucleotides. Its product is annotated as ficolin-2. The record is from RefSeq and is a predicted model, not a curated record. The transcript has 9 exons. Lineage: Eukaryota; Metazoa; Chordata; Mammalia; Rodentia; Muridae. Bases 42 to 1001 code for a protein of 319 amino acids.